Molecule: messenger RNA, 981 nt
Organism: Aspergillus aculeatus ATCC 16872
Lineage: Eukaryota; Fungi; Ascomycota; Eurotiomycetes; Eurotiales; Aspergillaceae
Exons: 5
Coding region: 1-981 (326 amino acids)
Biological process (GO): reciprocal meiotic recombination; meiotic DNA recombinase assembly
Cellular component (GO): Rad51C-XRCC3 complex; Rad51B-Rad51C-Rad51D-XRCC2 complex; replication fork
Molecular function (GO): four-way junction DNA binding; crossover junction DNA endonuclease activity
Source: RefSeq, a predicted model, not a curated record
AUGAAUAGACUCGACUUUCUGGGCCUUCCCAGUCAGGAUCCCAAUCGAGUCAUCUCCUUCCCGGCCUCGCAGUCCCUUCACGCGUCCACCGCGUCGGCUGCCUUAGGCAACAAGACCGUCUCAACGGGUCUCCCCCAGCUCGACGAAGCAGUCACCCCGCCCAUCGAAGAUGAUCUCCAAGGCUUCGGGGAUCUGCAGAGCAAGGGCCUACCGUGUGGUCAUGUCACGGAGAUUUUCGGGCCUCCGGGAGCAGGCAAGACCGCCAUAGCCCUAAACACCGCAGCAACAGCCCUAGCCAAGGGCGAAACAGUCGUCUGGAUAGACACGGGCCCCCCACUCCCCGCCCGCCAACUCAACCGCCUUCUUGCUGCACAGCAACAACCAAACCAAUCUGACCCUAGCAUCCAAGCCAAAAACCUCAUUCACAUCCACACCCCAACCCUCCCGCAUCUCCUCUCCCUCAUCCACCACCCACCCCCCAACUUUCCCCCACCGUCCACCACCCUUUUGGUCGUCGACUCUAUCUCCGCCCCCUUCCCCCCCUACUUCCCCAACCCGAGCGACCAACGCGCCGCCCUCGGCGCCUCCUCGCAGGUGCAUGACAAAGCCCACAUUCAGUGGCUGGUCAACCGCAAAUGGAACGUGCUGAGCGAUCUGGCGACGCAGCUGGCCAAGCUGGCUAGUACAGCCGGCCGAGGCGGAGGAGGGAACAUGGCUGUGCUGGUGACGAACCAGACCCACACCCGGAUUCGGGGCCAGGAUGGGCUGUACGCUUUGGAUACUCCUUCGCCUCCACAAGCUGAACGACCAGAGCAGAUCGUCGUGGAAGCAAGCUCCACCCAAGAACCUGAAGCCUCGGCCAGUCAACGGAAGCGCAAAGCGGAAGAGAUCGCCGACAGCCAGGAUGAAGAGGACUCCGAGGGAGAAUUUGGAUGGAUUGACGGCGAAGAGGUGGAUGCUGGGUCGUUGGAUGGGAAUUGA